Hirsutella rhossiliensis is the source of this 282-nucleotide messenger RNA. RefSeq lists its product as uncharacterized. The record is from RefSeq and is a predicted model, not a curated record. The transcript has a single exon. Lineage: Eukaryota; Fungi; Ascomycota; Sordariomycetes; Hypocreales; Ophiocordycipitaceae. Bases 1 to 282 code for a protein of 93 amino acids.
AUGAGAUCAGCCACAGAGCGGCACAGGGGCUUGACUGCCACGCUGUCUUCGGCCGACCUGCAUCAGGGCCUGCAGAUGCUCGACAGGACCGCUGCCGUCGCUGACAGCCGCAUCUGCCAGCUCCUGCACGGCCACCUUGACGGCAGUGCCGGCAUCAUAUCCGUCUCCAACAAAAAGUGCGCCCACUCCGCCACCCACGAGUGCCCGUACCUGGCCGACUCCAACUCGACUCUCUGCAACCCCUGCGCCGUCAACGCGGCAAAGGGCCAGCCAUGCUCAUGA